Messenger RNA from Penicillium expansum, 378 nucleotides. RefSeq lists its product as uncharacterized. The record is from RefSeq and is a predicted model, not a curated record. Bases 1 to 378 code for a protein of 125 amino acids. The transcript has a single exon. NCBI's taxonomy places the organism in Eukaryota, Fungi, Ascomycota, Eurotiomycetes, Eurotiales, Aspergillaceae.
AUGUCCGAACCAAGUACCGUCUGCGACUUCCAAAAAGAGCGCUCCGACUUCCUCUCCUGGCUCGAAGAUCAAGCCCGACUGAUCAGACACCAACCGAAGUCAGAAACCAUCACAGAAGUGAAAGUGAACAUACGCGAAAAUGCCGUUGAAUACUUGGAUCGACUUACUCAAACUGCGAUUGUCAUGGCAUGUGAGGCGAAGGAUCAUAUCUGCGUCACGGCAAAGCCGCCCCAGUUCUACGAGGUCGAGGUUCCGAAAAUGUGCAGUGCGCUGCAGCUGAGACUACCACAACUGGCUUCGAGGCUCGCUAUCAAUUCAAAAUGCGACAUGUGUGUCCAUUUCAUUAUCAUGAACAUUCUGGCGGAGCCUGGGUUCUAG